AUGGGAAGAUACCUUCUACUUGUUGGUAAUCGUUGCAAGCUUAUGGCCGCACGUAUUCGAUACACAUUUAUGCCACCAAUAAAAGUCAUAGUACCUAGCUAUGAGAUUUAUCCCACAAGUGGCCGUUAUGCUUCGAUCUUUGCGUACUCCCAAUAUAAAACCUCAAUGACUAUCAAUAGAAGUAAUUUAGUCGGUUUAAUUUCAUCAACAUCGAUUAAAGACUUCGGCAAGGAGAAAAUUCAGGCCUUUUCCGUCUUGUCGAAAUCCCAGACUUCCGUUAUAAAAUCUAGCCCAACAACCCUCCUCAAACCGACUGAACCAGACAACUGCUGCAUGGGUGGCUGUGUUAAUUGUGUCUGGGAUAGAUAUCACGAAGAAGUUAAGGAAUGGACGAAUUCCAAAAAUAAAACCAACGUCAUAAUAGAGCACCCACUAUCGAGCACAGGUGAAACUUCGAUCAAAGAAGAAAAUGAACAACAGGGGAAUAUAGUCUCUAGUAAUCAUCAAUCUGGAGUUCAUGCAAAAUCUUCAGUCGAAGUCGACCUAGCAUCGGAAGAUAAAGCGAACUCUAUGCCUGAUGAUUUGAAGGAGUCUGCAGAGGUAACACCAUAA
Molecule: messenger RNA, 612 nt
Organism: Blumeria graminis f. sp. triticale
Lineage: Eukaryota; Fungi; Ascomycota; Leotiomycetes; Helotiales; Erysiphaceae
Source: the annotation of a GenBank genome assembly